AUGGGUGUACCAAAUUCUGUGCUAAUCAAGGAUGUCAAGAUAUUCACAGGCACCGAGAUCGUCGAUGAGGGAUAUGUCUUCGUCCUGGAUGGUAAAAUCGCAGAGGUGGGCAAGGGCAAAUUUAACGGCGACCUCUCAACCGGCAUCACAGUCAUUUCAAGACCCGGAGACUCACUCAUACCCGGCUUAAUCGAUGCCCACGUUCACGCAUUGUCUGGCAAUGUCAACAGCAUCGAACAAUCCCUGCGCUUCGGCGUCACCACUGUCUGCGACAUGCACAAUGAUCCUAGAGAUAAUGCCGAGUUGAAAAAGCUGGCAAGCGCACCUGCCAAUAAGUCAAAAUACGCCGACUUCAAAUGCGCGGGUCUCGGUGCGGUCAUCGAAGGCGGCUGGCCCAUACCAGUCAUGAAGAAGGAAUUCGCGGAUCAACCAUGCGGUGAUCACCUUGUUGACAAGAUCGUUUCCACCUGGCCAAUGCUACGGAAGCCGGAAGAUGCAGAGCCUUUUGUGAAGCAGCAAAUCAAAGAAAACGGAGCAGCGUACAUCAAGAUGUUCCACGAGCUCGGCGACACGCUCGGCAUGGACCUGCCCAGACCACCUAUGGAUAUUCAGAAAGCAGUCGUCGCCGCUGCUCACAAGCACGGAGUCAUCACGACAGGUCACGCCUUCAGCUAUGCCGGCGCAAUGGACCUUCUGCGCGCUGGAGCGGACGGGCUAAGCCACAUGUUUCUCGACGAGCCUCCGAGCGACGACUACAUCCAACUCUUGCUGGAUAAUGGUGCUCACUGCAAUCCGACAUUGGGCCUAUGUGCCUCUCAAACCGAUGAGGGCCAGGAAGUACAACAGUCAUUCCUACAAGACCCGUUCGCACAAAAGAUGCUUAUUCAGAAAGCGCCGACAAAACCUCUAGGCCUGGCGGCUGGACAAAAGCCGAGGGCGAGCAUUGCAAACGCGUAUGCCAACACAAAGGCUUUAUAUAAAGCCGGAGUGCCUCUGAUUGUAGGGACGGACGCCGCGGGCAAGGGGUUUGGACUGCCGUACGGGCUCGGUAUGCACAUGGAGAUGCGUGCUCUCGUGAAAGAGUUCUACUCAACGGCAACCAUGGCCUCCAAGCAAAGUCCUCAUGUUCUGAUCGUCGGCGCCGGUCUCAGCGGCCUCACGCUUGGCCAGAUACUCCGCAAGAACAACAUAUCAUUCUCCAUCUUCGAACGCGACACCAGAGCCGAUGCCAGAGCUCAAGGCUGGGCCAUAGCUCUUCACGGACCCGUACUCGCAGAACUCUCAGCAUCGAUGCCCGCGGACCUGGGUCCCAUCGAGCAGACCAACCACCUGAGCCCCCUGGACCACAUCCCAGCUCAGUUCGUCUUCUAUGACGCCAGCAAGCCGGACUGGCGUGCUGGCGUCACGGACGACGAUACCGGCAAAAUCGUACGUGCCAAUCGCCAGCGGCUUCGCGACUGGCUGCUGCAGUUCCUGCCGGUGCAGUUCAACAAGCGAGUGACGCGGAUCGAAGAGCGAGACGCCAAGGUUACGGCGUACUUCGAGGACGGUAGCUCAGAGACAGGUGACAUCUUGGUCGGAGCUGAGGGCAGCCGCAGUCUCGUGCGCAAACAUAUCUUGCAGGGGCAGGACGUGAUUAAGCCGCUGCCUGUCGGCUCGCUGGUCGGAGAGAUCCAGCUGAGCGGCGAGGACCUCGUGCACCAGCUCGAGCUGGGGCACUCUGCCUACAUCGUCUUGGACUCAUCGCCCGAGAACCAGAGAGGUAGCCAGGCCAGCUUGUUCGCUGCUCUCAACAAGAUCAGCCCCGACAAGAAGACAGGGUACUUUUACUUCAUCCUCCACUGGAUCGAUCGGGCGGCGGCCGAGAGUACGGAGGAGAGGCCGUUCUGGACUGUCACGGCGUCACGAGAGGAGUUGAUGGCGUUCGCAAAGGAGAAGACCAAGAUCUACCCAGACUAUUUGCGUGUGCUCGUCGACAAAGUUCCGGUUGAGAGUUACAGGCAGCCGGGCAUCGUGCUGCAGAGCGUGGAACUGGCAGCUGAUCAGCUGCCCGCAGGCAGAAUUACUCUCGCUGGAGACUCGGCGCAUUCAAUGACGCCUUUCCGAGGCGAAGCCGGUGUGUGCGCCUUGACGGACGGUCUAAGGCUGGGACGAGCCAUUGCAAGCAUUCGCGAUGCCGGAGGAGCAGAUGCGGAUGUGAUCAAGUACAUCACGGAGUAUCGCGAUGACAUGCUUGCGAGAGGGGCUAAAGCCAUCAGCGUAUCCAACCCGGUGCUUGAGCAGCAUGCAAAGGACGCGAACUAUGAGUUCUGGACAUGUGGCAAGAAGAUUUCGCCGCUUCCGAAGGAGAAGAUCGUGGUCUAG
This is a messenger RNA of Colletotrichum karsti, 2364 nucleotides long. RefSeq lists its product as uncharacterized. Gene Ontology annotation, molecular function: hydrolase activity, acting on carbon-nitrogen (but not peptide) bonds; FAD binding. The transcript is spliced from 4 exons. The record is from RefSeq and is a predicted model, not a curated record. NCBI's taxonomy places the organism in Eukaryota, Fungi, Ascomycota, Sordariomycetes, Glomerellales, Glomerellaceae. Bases 1 to 2364 code for a protein of 787 amino acids.